This is a messenger RNA of Cryphonectria parasitica EP155, 483 nucleotides long. RefSeq lists its product as uncharacterized. The coding region runs from base 1 to 483 and encodes 160 amino acids. The record is from RefSeq and is a predicted model, not a curated record. Lineage: Eukaryota; Fungi; Ascomycota; Sordariomycetes; Diaporthales; Cryphonectriaceae. The transcript is spliced from 3 exons.
AUGAGAGCCCUGUUGAACCUGUCUUUCCAUGGAUAUUCUGCACCAAUCGAGUGUUCAUGGGUCUACCUGUAUCGAGAUUGGCCAGAGCUAUACGGCCUCCAAGUGUGUAUUGGAUUUGGCAUGGUUCUGGUCAUAGGGAUGGCAACACUGCUGACGCCCGCGAUUGUGGAACGCAGGGACCUGGACGUGGGCUCUGCUGCUGUCACUCAGUUCCGAUUCCUUGGCGGAGCUGCUAUUCUGUCUAUCACUACUGCUGUUGGGAACACUUGGAUUCGAAAUGUUUUGUCCAAUAUCUUGAACGCAGAGCAGCUCGUUGAGCUGUUCAGGUCGACUGUGACGAUCAACACUCUUUCCCAUGACGUCCAGAACGACGUCAGAGGACACUUCGUCCAAAGUUUGAAUCUGCAGAUAUGGAUACUGUUGGGCGUGGCCGUUGCAGCUGUUUUUAGCACUCUGAUGAUGUGGCAGAGGCCCCAAAUCUGA